Molecule: messenger RNA, 3187 nt
Organism: Alligator mississippiensis (American alligator)
Lineage: Eukaryota; Metazoa; Chordata; Crocodylia; Alligatoridae
Gene: MARK4
Product: microtubule affinity regulating kinase 4
Exons: 18
Coding region: 110-2155 (681 amino acids)
Biological process (GO): protein phosphorylation; intracellular signal transduction; microtubule cytoskeleton organization
Cellular component (GO): cytoplasm
Molecular function (GO): tau-protein kinase activity; ATP binding; protein serine/threonine kinase activity
Source: RefSeq, a predicted model, not a curated record
GGCGGGAGGAGGCGGCGCCUCUUUGUGCGGCCGCGGCCGGGGAUGCCGCCCGCCGCCUGAGCCCGCAUCGCGCCCGCAGCCCGGGGCCGCCGCCCGGAUCGGGGCCGCGAUGUCUUCGCGCACGGCCCUGGCGCCCGGCAACGAGCGCAACGCGGAGGCGCUCUCCACGCUGGGCAGUAGCCGGUCGGAGAAGGGCUCAUCGUGGUCCAGCCGGUCGCUGGGCGCCCGCUGCCGCAACUCCAUCGCCUCGUGCCCCGAAGAGCAGCCGCACAUCGGCAACUACCGCCUGCUCAAGACCAUUGGCAAGGGCAACUUCGCCAAGGUCAAACUGGCACGGCACAUCCUCACUGGCCGGGAGGUUGCAAUAAAAAUCAUCGACAAGACGCAGCUGAACCCCACAAGCCUGCAGAAGCUCUUCCGGGAGGUGCGGAUCAUGAAGGGCCUGAACCACCCCAACAUUGUGAAGCUGUUUGAGGUGAUAGAGACAGAGAAGACGCUCUACCUGGUGAUGGAGUAUGCUAGUGCUGGUGAAGUCUUUGACUACCUCGUGUCGCACGGGCGGAUGAAGGAGAAGGAGGCCCGGGCCAAGUUCAGACAGAUCGUCUCAGCUGUGCACUACUGCCACCAGAAGAACAUCGUCCACCGGGACCUGAAGGCCGAGAACCUGCUGCUGGACGCGGAUGCCAACAUAAAGAUCGCUGACUUUGGGUUCAGCAACGAGUUCACACUGGGCUCAAAGCUGGACACGUUCUGCGGCAGCCCCCCCUAUGCCGCGCCUGAGCUCUUCCAGGGCAAGAAGUACGAUGGCCCUGAGGUCGACAUCUGGAGCCUUGGCGUCAUCCUCUACACCCUUGUCUCUGGCUCCCUGCCUUUCGAUGGCCAGAACCUCAAGGAGCUGCGCGAGCGGGUGCUGCGGGGCAAGUACCGGGUGCCCUUCUACAUGUCCACGGACUGCGAGAACAUCCUGCGACGCUUCCUGGUGCUGAACCCGGCCAAGCGCUGCACCCUGGAGCAAAUCAUGAAGGACAAGUGGAUCAACAUUGGGUAUGAGGGCGACGAACUGAAGCCCUACAAGGAGCCAGAGGAGGACUUUGGGGACACCAAGCGCAUCGAGGUGAUGGUGGGCAUGGGUUACACCCGUGAGGAGAUCAAGGAGUCCUUGAGCAGCCAGAAGUACAAUGAGGUCACGGCCACCUACCUCCUGCUGGGCAGGAAGACAGAGCAGGUGGAGGGCGGCGAGUCCCGCACAGGCAGCAGCCUGUCUCUGGCAAGGGUGCGGGCGCCCAGCGAGGUCUCCAACGGCUCCAGUAAGGCCUCGUCUCACAGCAAGAGCCAGCGCAGCACCUCCACUUACCACCGCCAGCGACGGCACAGUGACUUCUGUGGCCCAUCGCCAGUGCCGGCACACCCCAAGCGCAGCCCCACGAGCACAGGCGAGGCAGAGCUGAAGGAGGAGCGCAUGCCACCACGCAAGGCCAGCUGCAGCAUGGUGGGCAGCGGGCGUGGCAUCCCCCCCUCCAGCCCCAUGGUGAGCAGUGCCAACAAUCCCAACAAGGCUGAGAUCCCCGACCGGCGCAAGGACAGCGCUGUCACCACGAACAACAUCCCAUCGAGUGUGAUGACACGGAGGAACACAUAUGUGUGCACCGAGCGCCCCGGCACUGACCGCCACUCCCUGCUGCAGAAUGGCAAAGAGAACAGCUCUGUGAGUGCCCGGGUACCACCGGCCUCGCCAUCCAGCCACAGCAUCACGGCAGCCUCGUCGGCCGAGCGAGCACGCCUGGCGCGGGGCUCCAGUGUGCGCAGCACCUUCCAUGGAGGGCAGGUGCGGGACCGGCGCGGCACCGUGCAGAACGGGCCGCCCACGUCACCCACGCUGAGCCAUGAGGCCGCCCCCGCUCCCCACAGCCGCAGCCGCGCCACCUCCAACCUCUUCAGCAAGCUCACCUCCAAGCUCACCCGCCGGGUCACACUGGACCCAUCCAAGCGACAGAACUCGAACCGCUGCGUCUCGGGUACCUCCCUGCCGCAAGGGGCCAAGAUCAGGUCGCAGACAAACCUGAGGGAAUCAGGAGACCUGCGCUCACAAGUGGCCAUCUACCUGGGCAUCAAGCGGAAGCAGAACCCUGGCUGCUCCGACGUCCCAGGAGUGUGACAGUGACAAGCGCCCUGCCCGCCGCCCCCGCCUUGCCCAGCUGCCUGCGGAGGCCGAGGGUCUGCACUGCCACCGUCCCCACCUCAAAGCGCCGUGUCAGAGCUGGGACCUGUGCACAUCCCCAGCGCCGCUGACUCUCUGGCCCAUCAGGAUGGGGCUAGGACGUCACCGCAUUGCCAGAUGCCUCCACCUCUGUCUCCAGCACCGCCCACCCUCCCCAACCAAAGCACCAGGCUCUGACCACCAUAGGGCCCCUCUGCAGGCCACAGCCCCAGAGCGGGUCCAGCGCCAGGGCCUGGGUGUGAGGCUAGGCCCUGGCAUGUGCUGGGCAUAGUCCCCACCCUGCCUCCUGGCCCAGGGCCGUGGGGACUGGAGGGGCAGCCCAGCUUUCCCCGAUAGGCCCUAGGCCGUCUGGGCACCGAGCCAUUUCCUCGGUGGGCACUGGAUAGGGCAGCUCCUGGGGCAGGUGGCCAUAGCCUCAUGGUUGGGGUACAGGGAUGACCUGGGGCUGGGGCUGGGGGUGCCCAUGCAGUGGAGGGGUGCUUGGGGCAGGCAGGUUGGGGCGGGGGGUCCUGCCUGGGGCACGUGGGGGCUGUGCUGGGCUAUCAGGGCUCCCCCUGCCUCCAGCAGGCCCUGGUGCCAAGUCCAUGCUGGGGGAGGGGCCGCACUCCGGGGAGGCUGGCCCUCCAGGGGUGGUGGGGACGGGCUACUGGGGUGUUCUGGCCAGGGGCUUUGGGGGGGCUUGGGGAUCUGGGUGUGUGGAAGUCCUUGCCCCGCCUUCCCCAGGGAGGGGCACUGGGGUCCCAGCUGGAGUGGGAGGAUGCCCUGGCCCCAAUCCCCCCGUCUGUGGGGAUCCAGUGCAACCCCUCCCCUCCCCUGUCCGCCUGGGUGGCGCAGCCCUGUACAUAGGUGUAGUUUGUCCCUGUAGCCCCCACUCCCCAUGCCGCCCCGAGCCCUGGGACGUUUUUAAGUUAUUGCGGCCCUGGCGCGACGGCCUGUACCCCCCCACCCCCAAAUAAACAUAGGAGAGUC